GUGCUCGUCAUUUUCACGCAGACUUUCUUUCAAUUCCUUUCCAUCUAAUUAAUUCCCGUCUCUUCCAAAUAUACAAUUCUUUCUCUCCUUCAAUCUCUCUUUCCUUCCACUCCAUUCCUUUCCAAAUCGCCGUGCGUACGUUGUUUUCCAUCUUUAAUUCAACACCAAAUAUUUUCCAAAAAAAAAAAACAAACAUGGAUCACGUAUUUUCCGACCAACAACAAAACGAGCAGGGGGAGCAAGAGCAUCUAAAAUGUCCUCGCUGCGAAUCAAACAACACAAAAUUCUGUUACUACAACAACUACAAUCUGUCUCAGCCACGUCACUACUGUAAAAACUGCCGCCGUUACUGGACUAAAGGCGGCACCCUUCGUAACAUCCCUGUUGGCGGCGGUACUCGUAAGAUCACCAAACGUAAGCGCACCAUCAACCCCUCAUCACCCGUCACCAUGACGUCAUCCCCACGCCACCACCAGCCGAAGAUGGAACAGGAAUCAUCAUCUGUCGUCAAAUAUGCGUUAGGUGGCAAUAAUAAUAAUAACCAAACGGAAACCGUUAGUGGCGGUUUUAGUUCAUUGCUGUUAGGCUUUGGAGGGAAUAACAAUAAUAAUAAUAUGGGGCAGUUUGGUAAUUUGUUAAUGGAUGGCGGUAAUUUAUUAUCAAGUAAUGGUGAUGGUAAAAAUGAUGAUGAAGAUGAAGAUGAUGUGUUGAUUAGGAAUCCACUAAUCACGGGGGACAAUAAUAAUACUAGUAAUUAUCUGAGUUUGAAUGAUGCUAAAAUUGGUGGGAAUGAGAAUGGAGAGAUUGGAAUGGGAAUGGGGGAAUGGCCUGAUCUGUCUAUUUUUACGCAACCAGGUUCGAGUUUUCGUUAAUUAGUAGGAUUUUUAUUACGAGUAUUAUUUACUAUUGAUUGUCAUUAGUAUUAGCAGUACGUAGUAAUGUUAUAUAUAUAUUUAGAUUAGAAGUUAGAUUAUUAUAUUAAUGCGAUUAUCGGAUAUGUUGAAUAUUUGGUAACUUAACCAUGUGAGAUAUUUAUAUUUAAUAUAUCAAGUUUUUACUUCGAGUUCGGAA
This is a messenger RNA of Erigeron canadensis, 1071 nucleotides long. Its product is annotated as dof zinc finger protein DOF1.7-like. The record is from RefSeq and is a predicted model, not a curated record. Bases 195 to 872 code for a protein of 225 amino acids. Gene Ontology annotation, biological process: regulation of DNA-templated transcription. NCBI's taxonomy places the organism in Eukaryota, Viridiplantae, Streptophyta, Magnoliopsida, Asterales, Asteraceae. The transcript has a single exon. Gene Ontology annotation, molecular function: DNA-binding transcription factor activity; DNA binding.